UCGGCACCGAAGGGGUGUCCCUGUGAUUGGGGGUCCCAGAAAGUAAAAUGGGGGGUAGGGGGAUGAUGAUGAUAAGGGGGCUGCUGAAGUCACCGGCAUGGAGGACACUGAAACCUGUCGCGCCUUUUUCUGCAGCAGGCACAAGGCUGCGGUUUUACCAAACCAACCACGCGGCAGCGGAGGAGCAGGGAGGCGACCUAAAAUUCAGCACCGCGCAGGAAGAAAGCGCUCGUGCCCUGUACCCCGACCACAUUCCCACCAGCACCCUGCAGAAGGUCCUGCUUUCUGCCGGCUCGGCCGUAAUGUCUCUGUAUGACCCGUAUAGACACGACAUGGUUGCGGUUCUUGGGGAGACCACAGGUGCGCAGGCUCUGCAAAACCUCCGAGACGGUAUGACCAGGGACCCCGAAGGAAUCCAGAUAUUACAGGAACGGCCUCGUAUCCGAAUGUCUACCUUGGACAUCGAGCGCUUGAGACAGAUGCCAGACGGGACUUUUGGACGGGAGUACGUACGCUUCUUGGACGUCAACCGCGUCUCCCCUGACACUCGCAUGCCCGUGAAGUUUGUAGACGACGAGGAGCUGGCGUAUGUGGCACAAAGGUACCGUGAAGUCCACGACCUGAUGCACACGCUUUUGGGGAUGCCGACGAACAUGCUGGGGGAGGUUGUAGUGAAGUGGUUUGAAGCUGCGCAGACGGGGCUGCCGAUGUGCGUCCUGGGAGCCGUGUUUGGGCCUCUGCGUCUUAAUAGCAAGCGGCUGAAGCUUCUGGCAGAGCUCAUUCCCUGGGCAGUGCAGAACGGACGCAGCGCGCGGUGCGUCCUCAGCUUCUACUACGAGAACCGCUGGGAGCAGAGCGUGGAGUCCCUGAGAGAGGAGAUCGGGAUCCUGCCGCCGCCUCCUAUCAAAUCCUAAACGCCGCUUCAGCAGCAGCCGCCCGCCGCAGCGCUUACUGCAACCCAGAA
Messenger RNA from Spea bombifrons (plains spadefoot toad), 964 nucleotides. RefSeq names its product coenzyme Q4 (gene COQ4). Gene Ontology annotation, cellular component: mitochondrion; mitochondrial inner membrane. Gene Ontology annotation, biological process: ubiquinone biosynthetic process. The coding region runs from base 48 to 914 and encodes 288 amino acids. Lineage: Eukaryota; Metazoa; Chordata; Amphibia; Anura; Pelobatidae. The transcript is spliced from 7 exons. The record is from RefSeq and is a predicted model, not a curated record.